This is a messenger RNA of Kalmanozyma brasiliensis GHG001, 585 nucleotides long. Its product is annotated as CS domain protein. The transcript has a single exon. The record is from RefSeq and is a predicted model, not a curated record. The coding region runs from base 1 to 585 and encodes 194 amino acids. Gene Ontology annotation, cellular component: cytoplasm. NCBI's taxonomy places the organism in Eukaryota, Fungi, Basidiomycota, Ustilaginomycetes, Ustilaginales. Gene Ontology annotation, biological process: protein folding.
AUGACACCAGAAGAAUACGAAGCGCUCUCGCCCGAGCAGCAAAAGGCGCAUGACGAGUCGGAGCGCGCUCGCGAAGCCUCCGAGCAGGCCGCUCUCCCCUAUAAGUGGAAGCAGCAGCUCGACAUUGUCGAAAUCUCGGUCCCCGUUCCGCAAGGCACCAAGGGGCGCGACCUCAUCGUCGAGCUCAAGAAGCGCAAGAUCAAGGUCUCGCUCAAGGGCAAGGAGUCCAUCUUCGAAGGCGAGCUGGCCAAGGACAUCAAGGAGGAGGACAGCACGUGGACCAUCGAAGACGGCAACUCGGUCGAGAUCCAACUUGAGAAGAUGAACAAGAACGAGUGGUGGCCCAACGUCGUCACUCACCACCCCAAGGUGGACACCACCAAGAUCGUACCGGAGAACUCCAAGUUGAGCGAUUUGGAUCCAGAGACAAGGGCAAUGGUCGAGAAGAUGAUGUUCGACAACAGGCAGAAGGCCAUGAACAAGCCGACCUCGGAUCAGAUUCAGCAGCAGGAGAUGCUGGCAAAGCUCGCAAAGGCCAACCCCAACAUCGACUUUUCCAACGCCAAGUUCAACUCGUCCACAUGA